Pangasianodon hypophthalmus (striped catfish) is the source of this 1309-nucleotide messenger RNA. Its product is annotated as transcription factor HES-5. The record is from RefSeq and is a predicted model, not a curated record. Lineage: Eukaryota; Metazoa; Chordata; Actinopteri; Siluriformes; Pangasiidae. Gene Ontology annotation, cellular component: nucleus. The transcript is spliced from 2 exons. The coding region runs from base 1 to 675 and encodes 224 amino acids. Gene Ontology annotation, biological process: regulation of neurogenesis; anterior/posterior pattern specification; regulation of transcription by RNA polymerase II. Gene Ontology annotation, molecular function: RNA polymerase II cis-regulatory region sequence-specific DNA binding; DNA-binding transcription factor activity, RNA polymerase II-specific; protein dimerization activity.
AUGUGGUCAGUCCUCUGGCCUUUAGUCCCUUCCGAGCUCCCCCAUUGGCUGCAGACUGUGAGAACCUCCAGCAAACCCAGGACUCACACAUUCAUAUGGAGAUUAGAGAGUAUAAAUAGAGGAGGGAGAGAGAGAGAGCUCAGCACAGCUCAGAUCUUCUCCUCACACAGAGCUAACAGAAGAAACACAGCCAUGGCUCCUACAAUCACUGCAUCAAUCAUCAACUCCAACCACCUUCUUCCACUUACUAAUAAGCUGAGAAAGCCAAUAGUGGAGAAGAUGCGUAGAGAACGCAUCAACAGCAGCAUCGAGAAGCUCAAGUCUCUGCUGGGUGGAGAAUUCCUAAAGCAACAGCCUGAUUCCAGACAGGAGAAAGCCGACAUCCUGGAGAUGACAGUUUAUUUCCUGAGACAGCAGCAGCAGUCACACAAGAAGUGGAGCUGCUCCUCUGCAGCUGAUGAAGGCUACAGCAGGUGUGUGCAGGAGGCCAUCCACUUCCUGUCUCAGUGUCAAGUACACACUCAGUCCCAGAGAAGACUGCUGAGCCACUUCCUCACCAUGCAGCCUUCCAUGGAGAAGAGCAGAAGUGGCGUUCCUCAGCUCAGCUCUCCAGCCUGCCAGAUCAGCAGCAAAGAGGAGACUCCAGGCUGCAGUGGCCUCUGGAGACCCUGGUAGAGCCGCAUGGACACUUUACCAUUAGGAAACCAGCUUACAAAUGCCACAUUGGCAUUAACUACGUUUUCCUAAAGUGUGUUAGAAUAUUUUGUCCAACUUUUCAUGGACAAAAUAUGACAUGUGUAGAUGUUUCCAUCACUAUGUAUUUUGGAAACCAAGACGAAUUGCUGCAUCUUUCAAGGAUUUUCCAAAAUCUUUAUGUAUACAGAAUGCCCAUAUUGGGUAUUAGGUCUCUGCAUUUGCAGAAUGUUUGAAGUCUGAUAUCAUUUGAUGAAAGCUUUUGCUUCUUCUUGUAUUAUAAUUCUUACUGUGUAAGAAAACAUCUUUAUGAAAUAUAUAUUAGGGAUUUUAUUUGAACAAAUUAUUGUUCUUCUAUAAUAUUGAACCAACCAGGGCCAACAAUUCUUGUUGAUUGGAAAAAUACAUGGUUUGGCAUGUGCUUUAUUCCUUUAGCUACAUUAGCUUUGUGCAAUUUUUAGUGAGUUAAUUGUGAGACUACAGUUAUCCACCCUGGAAAUAACUUGAAUUUGCCUUCAGUGAAGGCAUAAAUGUUGUCUUAUUUGUAACCUUAUAUAAGAUGCAAAAUUAUUGUGUCAAUAUGUUCUCAAAAUAAAAUCAAAUGAUACAAUCAAAA